UGGCGCAAAUCAGAGGAGGCUUGUAAAUAAAUACUGUGACAACUGCAAAAGAAAUACAAGAAUCUGCUGCUAGUUUCUCUACGAUCUGAUUCGAUUUCUGAAAUUUGAACUGUGAAGGAAGAUGCCAAAAGUCCAUUACCUGAACACAAUAAGAACCUUUGAUAACGACGGAUUCAAAAAAAGGGCUGGUUGUCUGUGUUUUCGGACCGAGGCAGAGAACGAGGUUCUAUUGGUGUCUAGUUCAAAAACACCUGAUAAGUGGGUUGUGCCAAGUGGUGGUGUUGAACCAGAUGAAGAUUUUGCAACUGCUGCCUUACGGGAAGUUGCUGAGGAGGCUGGCGUGAAGGGAAAUCUAGGUCGAUUCCUUGGCACGUUUGAGAACGACAAGCGAAAACAUCGAACAGCUGUAUAUGUCCUUAUAGUCACAGAAGAAUGCGAAGAUUGGUACGAGGGCAAAUGUGGCCGUGUUCGAAAAUGGUUCCCCGUUGAUUCGGCAACAGCGAUGUUGAGGGAAUGUAAACCGUUUCAAGCUAGUUAUCUUGACAAAGCUGUAACGACCAGGUGACAGAAUUUGUCUCCAACGUCCUUCCUGGGAAGGAGAACGUGACGUGUGAAUGUGCGUGCGUGUGGAGAAUUCGUGCAAUUCUAUGCAAGAUCACUGUUUGUAUAUAUACGUCUGUAAGACGAGAUUUCUGGAGAUUUCGGGAGAUUUCUCAAGUGUGCACCAAGAUUUUUGAUGUACGCGCGGCUCUUAAAAACUAGUAUAACUGUAUAUUUUAUAUUUAUUGCAGAGUGGCUCAAAUAAAUUUUUUUAUUGUUAUCCGGUAUCUUUGACUUGCAUGCCAUAAAAAACUCACUAUUCAAGCGGGCAAAAUUUUGCUGCCACCAUUUGUCAAAAAAUAUUCACAGACUGUACAAAUAUGAAUAGGCCUCUGAUCUCAUUGAUCAUGCACUGACAUAUGCAGUCAGCAAUGUAUUGUUGUUGGCCGGUGGUUAUGCAAAAUCCAUAAACAUUGGCAAUAUUUCCCAGAAUGUGUUCAUUUCAUAUUUUCGAAUAUUUUAAGUUUAAAUCGACCCUAAAAUUUGUAGGACAGGAACACGACGACGACGGCUAUCAAUACAAUGGAUGAUGCAUUAAAAAGAAAAGAAUAAUUAAUAAGGACCUAAGGGAGUUUUAGUCGUCAUCAUCGUUCUAUUUACAACGGAAAACAUCGUUUGAUAAAAUAUAUACAAUAUGCCAUAGCAUUUAUUUGCUAUAGCAUUUAUUUAAAGGAGUAUUUCAGCCGCGUCGACGUCGUGUUGCCGUCCUACAUGUUUAAGGUCCCUAAGGCUAAUUCUCAGACACACACCCCUGCAUCGGAUCAUAUAGCUCAGUGAGAAUAAAAAAGGACAUCGUAGUUGCGUGUCGAUAAGAAUGAAUUGCGACCGGUUUCAAAAGGAAUAACAAAUGAUAUAAUUGAUUGCAUACUCUAGAAUGAUUUUUAUUUCGAUAGCGCUGAUUGGUUAAAAUAUAAACGCGAGAUCACCGGCUAAUUUUACAUAAGAUUUGUCUGUUCCAAGCGUUCACUGACUGGUCGACAUACUAAAGAAUAAGAUGUAGGCGAAAUAGAAAAUAAAAAGGGAAUGAUAUAAUAAUUUCAAUUAAUAGCGAAAUUGUACUUACAAAAACGAAAUUUCAUUACCCUAUUGCUUACAUGCAUGAAUGCUUUUGGAUGGCGUAUAAAUAACACAAACUAAUGAAAUUUCGAUCGAAAAAGUCGAUCGAAAAACACGGCAAAGAAUCUUCAUUUUCAAUAUCGCUGGAAUUUUAGUGGAAUUACCGGAGUGUGUAUGGGUCGUAUGACUAGGUGAAUUAAGAGACCUCAAGAUACACCAAAUCUACAAAUCUACGUGAAGUAACACUGUGGAUCGAUAUUUCACAAUUUCAGAAGGAAUGAAAAUCGUAUAGACCCCCAAAUUUAGUAAACCAGGUCAGGGGCCGGUUCUUCGAAAGACGUUAAAUGGUGGAUAAGCCAAAGUGUAAAAAUACUCUUUUACAUCUUGUGAUUGACUGAGACUACAUCUUAUGUAUUAAA
Messenger RNA from Dendronephthya gigantea, 2075 nucleotides. Its product is annotated as diphosphoinositol polyphosphate phosphohydrolase 1-like. The transcript is spliced from 6 exons. The record is from RefSeq and is a predicted model, not a curated record. Gene Ontology annotation, molecular function: bis(5'-adenosyl)-hexaphosphatase activity; endopolyphosphatase activity; diphosphoinositol-polyphosphate diphosphatase activity. The coding region runs from base 122 to 565 and encodes 147 amino acids. Gene Ontology annotation, cellular component: nucleus; cytoplasm. Lineage: Eukaryota; Metazoa; Cnidaria; Anthozoa; Malacalcyonacea; Nephtheidae. Gene Ontology annotation, biological process: diphosphoinositol polyphosphate metabolic process; diadenosine pentaphosphate catabolic process; adenosine 5'-(hexahydrogen pentaphosphate) catabolic process.